AUGUCUUCUCAAGAUCUGCUUUCGCCCAAUGGCGGCGAUAUCGUCGACUCUCUGGAUCAGCUGAAAAUGGACGAACGACUCGGCCCCGACGGGGAACUUGCCCCUAAGACGGACGAGGAAUAUGCUCAGGCUCAACUGACCUUGCGCGCCAUUGUUUCCUCCAAGGAAGCGGGUGUCAUUAUUGGAAAGGGUGGCAAGAACGUUGCUGACCUGCGUGACGAGACUGGUGUGAAAGCUGGCGUCAGCAAGGUUGUUCAAGGUGUUCAUGAUCGAGUCCUCACCAUCACUGGUGGCUGUGAUGCCAUCUCUCGAGCUUAUGCCAUCGUUGCUCGCGCUCUCCUCGAAGGUGCGCCCGCCGUCGGAAUGGGUGGCAUCGUCCAGGGCAACGGCACUCAUCCCAUCAAACUUCUCAUCUCCCACAACCAAAUGGGCACCAUUAUCGGUCGACAGGGUCUCAAGAUCAAGCAUAUCCAAGAUACCUCUGGCGUCCGCAUGGUUGCGCAAAAGGAAAUGCUACCACAGUCAACUGAGCGCGUUGUUGAAGUGCAGGGCACCCCCGAAGGUAUCCAGCGAGCCAUUUGGGAGAUUUCCAAGUGCCUGGUCGACGAUUGGCAGCGGGGCACCGGCACCGUGCUCUACAACCCUGUCGUCCGAACUCAGACCUCCGGCUCUGGAAGUAUGAGCGGCACCGGCUAUGGAAAUGGCGGUGGCCGAGGCGACUACGGAAGCCCUCGCGUGAUGCGCACCGGAAAUGGAGCUGAUUUUAGCAACGGAGGCUCAAGACCGUUUAGCCGUCGCUCGGAUUCCGACGCUGCCACUCGUGGUCCUCCUACCCACGACGAGAAUGGAGAGGAAAUCCAGACUCAAAACAUUAGCAUCCCCGCCGACAUGGUUGGAUGCAUCAUUGGCCGUGGCGGCAGCAAGAUUAGUGACAUUCGCAAGACUUCUGGAGCUCGCAUCUCCAUUGCCAAGGCCCCCCACGACGAAACCGGCGAGCGCAUGUUUACCAUCAUGGGCACCGCCAAGGCCAACGAGUCUGCGCUCUUCUUACUCUAUGAGAACCUAGAGGCUGAGAAGAUGCGUCGCAGUCAGAUGCAAGAUCAAGAGUAA
This is a messenger RNA of Trichoderma atroviride IMI 206040, 1110 nucleotides long. NCBI's taxonomy places the organism in Eukaryota, Fungi, Ascomycota, Sordariomycetes, Hypocreales, Hypocreaceae. The record is from RefSeq and is a predicted model, not a curated record.